AGUGGUUCGUUUGAUCCUAUAAGGAGUUCUUCCUUGUGUUAAACAGUGAAAUGAGGAUUAAAACAUGGACGUGAACCAAACUUUUUACUGCUCUGUGUUCGAUAAAAAGAGUCAGACUAAAUUCAUCUGUUACACCAAGAGAAGAAACGGAACAUGUCGUAUUUGUUUGACUGAUGCUGCUGAUGUUUGGACCUCAGAAUUGACUUCAGACACAUUGGAUCAUUUUAGACAGAGAUUUGCCUUAAAAUCUGCAGAUGAUUUCAUCCAAAAACUGAGCUCAGCCUGUAGUCGUGGGGACGUGUCAGUUGUGGUCGGUGACUUGACUGCAGACGUCCAUGUUGGUUCUGGUCCAGCUGACCUCAGAGUGACUUUGAACAGGCUGGAGGCUCCUCAGGCACAAGAGGAGCUGAAGGAGCUGCUAUUCAAGAUGGCUGACAGCCUCACACAGAGUGACGGUGUGUCUCCGUCAGUCAGCCCGGUGAAAAAUCCUCUGAGGAGACCCACAGAGUUUGAGCCACGGCAGCAGAACGUAGCACCAUCAGUGAUGCUGAAGAAACGCCUUCCAGGAACUUCACUCAUCAACCCAGGAACUAAAAAAAAGCUGCGAGCGACCGGCGUGGCUUUUGAUGAUGCUGAUGAGGACUGAGCCUUCAGACCGUUCCUCCCACAUUGCUACUGAAGUACUUCAAUUGAUCCAGACAAUAUGAUGGAAUUAAGGAUUUUUUAAACAGCUUGUAUGAUGAAUAUCUUUUAAUACGUGGUAUUUACCACAAUGAAGUCUUGAACUCUUGAACUGUGCUUUUAACUGUAUUUUAAUGUAACCGGAAGGAAUUUUAAGCUGAAUGAUUCUGCAAUGCAACUGAAUCUUGAAACAAAAAUUAAAGGAACUGCAAAAAUA
Molecule: messenger RNA, 898 nt
Organism: Cheilinus undulatus (humphead wrasse)
Lineage: Eukaryota; Metazoa; Chordata; Actinopteri; Labriformes; Labridae
Gene: paxx
Product: PAXX non-homologous end joining factor
Exons: 7
Coding region: 65-646 (193 amino acids)
Biological process (GO): double-strand break repair via nonhomologous end joining
Cellular component (GO): nucleus; site of double-strand break; nonhomologous end joining complex
Molecular function (GO): molecular adaptor activity
Source: RefSeq, a predicted model, not a curated record